This is a messenger RNA of Rana temporaria (common frog), 3728 nucleotides long. RefSeq names its product KIT ligand (gene KITLG). Gene Ontology annotation, biological process: cell adhesion; positive regulation of cell population proliferation. Lineage: Eukaryota; Metazoa; Chordata; Amphibia; Anura; Ranidae. The coding region runs from base 234 to 1028 and encodes 264 amino acids. Gene Ontology annotation, molecular function: cytokine activity; stem cell factor receptor binding. Gene Ontology annotation, cellular component: plasma membrane. The record is from RefSeq and is a predicted model, not a curated record. The transcript is spliced from 10 exons.
GUAGUGCUGAGGGUGUACAAUCCUACACACUGACUAUGAUCUAGAGAGCGGCUUACUCGGAGAUUACCCGGACAGUCCAGCAGUAGAGAGGCAGCAGCUCAGUCAUUCCGUCCUCCUCAUCAGCACACUACAAGAAAGCCAAUGCACGGAUUAGAUGAAAUAUGCUGGGGCUCCACAACAGCUAAAAGGAUCUUAUCCGAGCUCCCUGGUCUGGAUUGCGGCAUCUUUUCCUUAUGAAGAAGACAAAAACUUGGAUUGUCACAUGCAUUUAUCUUCAGCUGCUUUUUAUCUGCUUUGGAAGUCCAUGCAAAAACCCCGUCACUGAUGCUGUGAAUGACAUUGACAAACUGGUUGGAAAUCUCCCAAGUGAUUACAUUAUGCAUGUAAAUAAUAUCUCCAGAAGUAGCCUGUCAAAACACUGCUGGUUAUACGUUAUGGUAUAUGAAAUGUCAUCGCAGCUUACAGAACUUUCAUCCAAACUCUCAAACACAUCACAAAAUUAUCUUAUGAUAGACAGACUUUCACUUAUAUUUCGAGAAAUCAGGACAUGUAUCAAGUUAUCUGAAGAACAGGACUUUGUACAAGAAUAUUUAGAAAACGUUUCCAAAGAGAUGUUAUCCCCAAGGAUUUUUUUUAAUUUGGUUACGAAAACUAUUUCAGUUUUCCAAGAAGUAAAUAAUACACACUUUGAUGAUAUGUGUAUGGUACCUACAAGCGACCCUAUGGCAGGAGACUCCGUUACAAAAGAAAGCAUACAGUAUGCAUCAAGUAAAUUAAGAAAUGGUAGCAGAUCUGGAUAUACAGAGCAAACUGAAGUUAGCAGCAGUUCAACCUUACCAUGGACUAGCAUAGCAUCUAUAGCAAUGGCCUGUACGAUCGCUGGAUUUUUUCUUGGUGUAAUGUGCUGGAAGUUAAAACACCAAAGAAGAUCACAUAAUGAAGUAUCUGAAAUUCACACUGAUCAAAGAGACACUAACGAAUUAAAUAACAUGCUACAUCAGACAGCGAAAGACAUUUCAAUAAUUUAGAUAUUAUUUCAGCAAUUCCCAGUGGCAGACCUAUGUUCACAUUUUAUCUGGAGCAGUUGAAAAGACUCUUUUAUUCUUGAGCUGCAACAAACUUAUUAGGACUCCUUUGUGAUACACAUGAAUUAAAUUUUUUGCCCUGAUUUAACACAGCCUACAAGAGUAUGUGCUUCAUGGGACUGUUUUGUGCAAGGGGACACUGUUUCCUAAAAAAUAAGUGCUCAGCUUGUAGGACAUCUGUGAUCAUAGGUUACUGAAGCAUAACUACGAAAAAGUAGUAAAGGCUCAAGGGGAACUCUGAGAUCAAAAGGCUCUCCUGUCAAGUUGAAAAUGAAAAAUACCGUUUGGACUAUCAAGUAAGAAAAAUGUUGGAACAAUCCAGUGGUUCCUCAUAUUUCAGCACCAAAUAUACUGUAAUUUAAUGAAAAUCUUUGGAAUCAAACACUCCCGCUAAUUCUUCUUCACCUUGGAAACUGUUCCUCUACAUCAGCCAUGAUGGAAUAACAGCACCUAACGACAGUAGUGUGAAGACUCUUCAUAGCAAUUCAUCUAUGGGAUUUAUAGGGUCAUUUCCUUAAUAGAUAAGAACAGUGCUUCUCCUACCAGCACAAGAGUCAGGAUAUAUGCAUAUAUAAUUUUUUUUAAGUUCACAUAAUAAAUAUAUUUUUUUAUAUUGGAUGCACAUUUCUGUACAUAAAGUAUUAUAGUACAUACCACUUACGUUCGUUGGUAAUUAUGAUAGCUAAAGAGCCUGGUAGGCAUAAAUUAAUAAAAUCACUAUAAAUAAUAUGACUAGAAAAUGAAUGGCAUGAUCUGUUAAACUCCAUUAGUGAGCUACAGAGUCCUGAAGUCAACCAUGCAAAGAAUGCUCCACCAAUAAUGUCCCCUCAGUAAAGUAUCAUGGGAAAUUAAUGGUGGGGCAGGGUGACAAGAAGAAUGUAAGACAAAAAUAUAAUUUUAGUUAUGCCUUGAAUGGCAUAAUCAAGUGGUCUGUAUUUAUAUCCAAGUUUAAAUUAUUUAUUGCAACAAUUUACUAUAGUAGAAAUUAUGAUCUUAAAUACUUUAUUACAAACCUGAUGUCAUAUCAUAAAUAAUUAAUCUUACAGCAUAUGCCAGUAGUAACAGAAGUGCUUUGUUGGAAUCUGUUAACACAUUCUUCACCCAGUAUUUGCUGACACUGUCAAGAAAUCAUGGUAAUCCUAAUACUCCAACUUAUGUUCAUUUUAUUUUCAGCAACAUGAAUUAUAUAUUUUCUAAAUGUGAGAUCACUGCAUUCGUGAAAAGUGUUUUUUUUUUUUUUUGGAUAUAUGAAAUGUAUGCGUGGGCUUGAUUUUUUGUUUGUCGUUACCAUGUAUAUAAUCAUGUUUCUCAUCUCUAGAUCUGUUAACAAAAUGAAACAGUUUUCUUUUUUGCUAUGCAAGUGGUAUGGUUGGGUACUUGUCACACAGGCCAUAGGCUUCCCUCUAGUGUGGAUUCUGCAUUUCUAUGAAAGUGGCUCAUUUCUGAUAACUUACAUGUUAACAUUAUUCAUUGAAAAUUGUAUAAACUGUGUAUAACUGAAUAUUAUUUUUUUCUUAAUUUUAUAAUUGAAGCAGGGUCAGCUUUUAUAUAUAUAAAAAAAACUAGGUCUAUACAUUUUAUCUAUGUAUAUCACAUGUCAGUGAACUUGUGGUAUUUGGAGCAGUAAGAAAGGUUAUUCUCAGUUUAUAAUAUUAAGUAUUAAAGGAGAACAAAAGUCCCAAUACUGCUUCAACAGUGUGAGGUCAAUUAGUGGUUCCGGCAUCUUCUCCUUGGCUUUUUAUGGGUGUUGGUCUUCGCCAACUUAAUUGGCUGGCACAGAAUGACAUCACUGCACAUGUGCAGGAAUUCAGUCAUCCUGGCUCACAUGAACUGUGCCGGAAUGUAAACUAAGCUGUGCAGGAACAGUCAGGUAGGUUUAUUUUAUUGCAGAAAAGAUAUUGCAUGUCUCUUCUAAAAUAAAGAGCCUGCCUGCUCGCAGUUUUUUUUCUAAUUAAGACUUUAGUUCCACUUUAAGUCAAACUAACAAUAGGAGAUACCACCUCAUCUGAUAAUGAGCGUAGACGUUUUUCCAUACACUUAAAAUCUUCAAUUACUUGAGCUAAAGAUCUUCAUCUAAAUUAAAUAUUUAUUGUUCAAUAUGCUUGCCCAGCUAAAACAAAAGAACUUCAGAUCCAAUUUGGCAGAAAGCCCAUGCUUCAAGGCAUACAGUUCUUUGGGAUUAUUCUGUGAAUGGUUGCUACUUGGUAUAAGGAAGUAUUCAACAGGUCUCAAAUAGUAUAAUUUUUCCCCCCUUACUGCGACUGCUCAACAACAAAGACAUAAGGAAUAUAGGGUGUUUAAUCUAAACUGUUUGUUAGAAAUAGGCACAACUACUCAAACAGGACCCACAGUGGCCACAUAUUUAUUAAAUAGCCACUUUGUCCCUUUGAGUCUCCAAUGGACAUAACUUACCAGUGAUAGUAGACAUAAUUGAUCUCCCUAUACUUGUGUAUGUCAGUAAAAAAUUGGGGGGAAAUCGACAAAUAACCCAUUUUCAUUCAAUCUGACCACUCUUUUCACUAAGGGGAAUACAUCUAUGUGCUUAAAACUACUAUAGCAGAGGAAAUGCCAAAUAAUGCUUUUUGUGCAAGCAAUUUGCACAGUGCGUAUUUGUUCAAUAUAUCAAGGCAAAGACACUAAAUA